Aureobasidium vineae is the source of this 786-nucleotide messenger RNA. The record is from the annotation of a GenBank genome assembly. NCBI's taxonomy places the organism in Eukaryota, Fungi, Ascomycota, Dothideomycetes, Dothideales, Saccotheciaceae.
AUGCCGGACGUCGAAGAUAACCAGGAGCAAGCAACGAGCCGUAUGAGCUCGUUGCGGGAUCACUUUGACGCAGAACUUACCGAAUCAUGGGCCGACUCGGUCCUUAUUGUCAGCAGCUUCAUCACCGGUCUCUUGGACUCGGCGGUAUUCAAUGUGUGGUCUUGCUUCGUGUCGAUGCAGACAGGUAACACGCUAUACCUCGGUCUUGGUGUCUCUGGUCAACCCAAAUCAUCACCAUGGCGCUGGGCAAAGUCAGGAAUGUCCAUCAUCUCCUUCGUGAUGGGCGCUUUCAUCUUCAGCCGAUUCAUGAGAUACCUUGGACCUCUGCGACGAAGCACUAUGGUAUACUCUUGGUUGGUCCAGGCUGUGUUGAUAUUCGUUUGCGCCGCUCUUGAAGAUACUGGUGUGGUUCCGAACAAUGCAGGCGACGUCUUGCCCGACAGCUUCAUCGUUCUUCUGCCUCUAGGACUAUUGUCGGUCCAAUCAGCCGGACAGAUGGCCAUGUCAAGAAUCCUUGGUUACGGAGAAGUAACCAGUGUUGUCCUGACGAGCUCUUACUUUGACUUUGCUUUUGACGACAAAGUCUUUGAUGGACCGACCAGAAAUGUCAAGCGCAACCGCCGAGUGGGAGGCAUGCUCAUGGUGGUACUAGGUGCAAUUGCCGGCGGUUUUCUGACCCAGGACGAAGACAUUUCCAAAGUCUUGUGGUUCGCCGGAUCGCUCAAAGUGGCAAUCGCAGUCUUAUGGGUCUUCUGGAAGUCGAAGGGAUCCGUCAGGUUGGAUUAG